GAUAAUGACGUCAUCAUAGUUUAUGUUUAGCAAAAGAGACGUUACAGAAUUACUUUAAUCAUUAUAUUAACUUUUCGUAUGUACAUGGAACUGUACAAUGGUUUUACGUGAACGUCAUUAACUACAUAAAAAAAUUGAAAGCAUUACUAUUCCCUGAUUAGGUUAUCAUUCAAAGUGAGUGAAGCAAGACGUAACGAUACAUUUUGGCGGCAUUGCUCGAAGCCACAGAAAUAGAUUUCUUGUGCAAUAAUCAUUUUGUACUAGUCCGUUUUUAAUUUACGUUUCGAAUAGUGUGCUGACCACAGAGUGCUAGGUUCAAUUAAGUGCUUAAACAUGCGGAAGUGAUGGUGUUUUAAUUUUCAUAGUGUAAAUAAAUUCUUAUAAUGGAGAACCCGACAGUUAGCGGAUUGAGGUCAAGGUCCCGGUCGAAAACACCCUUUUUACGUUCCAGCUGCGACCGUGAGAGUUGUGCAGAGGGUGAAGAACACAAACACCAUAAAUCUGGAAGAAAGACUCCUAUAAAACGAAGUACGCCGAUCAAACAAACGGAAACAAAGCCCAUAGAAUCGGUACAGGAAUUAAAAGAGGAUUCGCCUCCCGCGUACCGCACUCGAAACUUCACUCGGCAAUCGGAGAAGCUCAUCAAAACCUCCGACUACUCCUCAGAGGAGAGCUUAGACAGGCUGAGAGGAAAUAGAAAAGAAAUAUAUCAGAACGAGAUCAACAGCCAGUAUGAGCGCGUGUCGACGAGCUCUCAACGAUACAGCACGCUCGCCGACGUUACGCUCAGCCCCAUACACACAUCGCGUAACGUGACGCAGGACAGGUCGACUCGCUUCAGCAGUCCAGCGUACAGCGCGUGUUCCACGGACAGCUCGUUCGCGGAACAAGCCCUGGCCGACACGAGCGCGCUCCUGGACCGCGAGCCAACCACCGAACAUCUGCCCUACCGACUUUAUAAGAUGGCCGGGGAGUAUUGGAACAAAUACCCUAAAACGGACUACACAUAUUCGCCGCUGUCCCGCGACCGAGUGGAGCUGGCUCCGGGUCAGGUCGCGGUGCCGAACAUGUCGAGGCGGUCGCUGUCGCAGUUCCGCAUACAGGGACCGAACACCGUCGAUGAGCCGGACAUACCGGCCACCUCAGUUUGGAAGACCAGUACACUUCGAAAGAGGUUCACUAAUGUAGACAGUUCAGACGACGAGUCAUACCUCCGCAAUGGCGCCUACACGAAGUCAGACGAGCGGUGGUGGAUCACUCGCGUGCUGGCCGCCGUCGUCACCGCCGUCACCACCGCCACCAGCAAAGCAUAUCGGAAAGUGGCGGGGCCCUCGCACAGAUACCCCUAUACUGAGAGAAGGCCGGCGAGAAGUGGUAUUGUAUCACGAGCAGCAUCUGUUGCCACAGCACCGUUCCUUUGGAUGUACACAAUAAUCACAACCAUUAUUACAACUACCGUCACUACAAUCACUGAAACUAUAUCGUCAGACCAAGCUUCUGCUAAUGUGAAGAUUGAGGGGCGGUAUGGAGAGAAGGCUGUCGCCAAGCGGCGCUGGUGGCCCUGGCUGAUGUUACUGAUACUGCCCACAUUCGGAUAUGGCUAUUACAAUUACCAAGAUAAUUUCCGAAAGAUUGACUUUGAAAUUUUCUCAAGAGAAAAUGCCGUCGCCGACACCUACAAACCUCCAGAGAUAAAGCAAGAUGUGGAUUUAACGAAACGCGUGGCGGCCUUGGAGAACUGGGCGCUCAACGUCGACACGCGUCUGAAAUUCUUCGACCAAAAACUUUCGAAGUUGGACAACCUCGAAGCUCAGAUCGAGCAAUAUUCAUUUAGACAUUUGCAGCAAAACCUCAUUACAAUACUAAGUAGUAGCGACAACAGCGACGCGAUCGCCGCCAAACUCAAACAACACUUCGAUGAAAACUAUGUCACGAACGAGCAGUUGCAAUCGAUGAGUCAAGAGAUACACGAGCGACUCAUUAAUUCUUGGAAACCUGAAAUUAAUGAGGACAAUAUACGUGGAAUAGUCCAAGAGUAUCUGCUGUCUAUCGAGCGCCGGCAAAUGGAGCUUAUCGUGGAGAAGGUCAAGGAAUAUGUGAGGGAAGUUCAGUCACAUCCCGUCGAGAUUAAGACUGAGGUAGAUUUCGAGGCAAUAAAAAAAAUGGUUAUUGGAAUGUUAGAUGUUUAUGACGCUGAUAAGACAGGAUUAGUUGACUAUGCUUUGGAAUCUGCCGGCGGUCAAGUGAUCUCGACGAAGUGCACGGAGCUGUACCAGAUCAAGACGAAGCAGUACUCGAUCCUGGGCCUGCCGGUGUGGUGGGUGUACACGUCGCCGCGGUACGCGCUGUCGCCCGGCGCCAUGCCCGCCGAGUGCUGGGCCUUCCAGGGCUUCCCCGGGUACCUGGUAAUACGGACGUACGCAAUCAUUGAAGUGACCGGUUUCUCGCUGGAGCACAUGUCGAGACUUCUAGCCGUCGAAGGGAAAAUCGAAUCAGCGCCCAAAAAUUUCUCCGUAUACGGCCUGCACGGAGAAAUGGACACAGACCCGCAUCUUUUCGGGGAAUAUAUGUACGAUGCAAAUGGCACAUCUAUACAGUACUUCCCAGUAAAAUAUCCCAAGACGACGAACAUAGGUGGAGUCGAAUACCCCGUAGCUUACGACAUCAUUGAACUGCGGGUCGAGAGCAACCACGGAAACCCGACCUACACCUGCGUCUAUAGAUUCAGGGUUCACGGCAAUCCACUCAGCGAUAUAAGGAGAGCGACAGAAGAUAGUAUAAGAGAUAGUGAAUCUUAGCGAAAACUUAUAGUGACAGUCCAGUGUGCUUGUGUGUUAAGUGUGCGUGAAUAAUGAAAAGUCCAGAAACGAAAUAAUAUUCCGUAGGUUUAAUAACCGUGGCCUUAAACAACAGUUAAUAUUAGAAGUCUAAAGUACAAAUGUGUUGUCGUAUAAUAAUAAUAUUUAUGUAAUAGUAAAUUAAGUUGAGAUUUGUGCAAUGAAACGCCAUUCAUAACUAUAAAUAUAAGGCGGCUAUUAACUUUGAUCAAAUAAACUAUUUAUUAUGUAAUUAAAGACUUAGUUUUAAAAUAAAUCUUUAAUAUACAUAAGGAAUGAUAAAUCAAGAUUAAUUUUGAUUUAUCAUUCGGGGAAUACAAAUCAGUUUUUAAAUUCUAUAAUGAUAACUAUUGAAUCAUAAAGAUCUGAGAACAUUUUAAGCUUAAUGUAGGUAAUGUAUGUUGUGUAUAUCAUUGUAUGUUUUUAUUUGUGAUCGUUUCAGAUGCACAAACCUCAAGAACUUGUUAGAUUAUAUCUCUGAAUCUGUUUAAACACCGCACAACGCUCGAUAAAAUACGCUUAGUUGUUCUGAGUACUUUAUUUGAUAUUUGUAUGUAGUUUUUAAUAUUUUAAGUAUUGAUUUAAUUAGGUUUUUAAAAGUAAUAUUUUUAAUGUUUUAACAUUUUACGAGGAUCUAUAAGUCUAUUAUACGAGUUGCAUAGUCAUCACAAUUUACAAGUAUGUCUUUCUAUUUUUUUUACACAUUUAAAAAGUCUGUACUAUUUUUAGAUAGACUGAUUUAAAAAUGUGCUAAAUUAUCUGUUUCCACCGAAUAUUAGCUUGAAAUAGUUUUUACUUACAUCACUAAUGAAUUUACUAAAUAAAUGUACUGUUGACAGUACUGUUGUUGAAAUAUAUUCAAAAUAAUUUUUAGUCACUAUGUAUGUUAGGCUUGUCGGUCCUUGGAUUAUUUAAAUUAGUCGUAAUGAAGGAGCUAGUCCAGUUAGACGUUAGUAAAUUUUAUGCCAACUUAAUUUUUAACGGUUUGUCUCAAACUAACAUAGUUUAAAAAUGAGCCCAACGUCAGUGCUGACUUGAAAAUCUUGAAUAUAAAUAUAGUUGUUUUUUUUUUUAGUAUUUAGUUCCGACUUGCUUUUGCACAAAUCUGUUGCCAUUUUUCUCAUUUCUAAUCGCUUAUUCACAUUCCUGUAAUUUUUGAUUAAAAUAUCUGUUUGUUUUAGCAAAUUGAAUACCAAUCCAUUGCAUCUUUAACAUUCUUAGUCCUAAUCUUUCUCAAGUAAAAACUAAUAUAAUAUCAUGUUUUAACCGACGAAUAUACCUUAUUUAUAUAUAUAUUUACAUUUAGUUAUUAGGGUAGAAUUUCUUUUUAACUAAUCAGUUACCACUAACUUUUUAAUAUUUUCUGUAUCAUUGGAUUUCUAAAGAGUUUAAAAAAGUAAUUUUAACUCUUUUUUGAAGCUUCGUAUUCAUCACGAUUGGUUUUAACCUGAAUUAUUUAUUUAUAUAUUAUUUACCACAUUGAUAUCGGCGCUCAUGGAUUACAUAAUGAUAACUUGAUGUCUUCAAAUAUGUGUCAAUUUAAAACUAAAUUAUAAAUUGUAAAUGUUUAAACUCAACACAUUUUAUCGUUUUAUUUAUAUACACAAUAUUUUUCUAAAACAUAUUGAUCAAUGUUACUUGUUACUUUUAAACUUUACUGUAUUUUACACUGAUGAUUCAU
Molecule: messenger RNA, 4518 nt
Organism: Vanessa atalanta (red admiral)
Lineage: Eukaryota; Metazoa; Arthropoda; Insecta; Lepidoptera; Nymphalidae
Product: klaroid protein-like
Exons: 12
Coding region: 384-2798 (804 amino acids)
Biological process (GO): nuclear envelope organization
Cellular component (GO): nuclear envelope; meiotic nuclear membrane microtubule tethering complex
Molecular function (GO): protein-membrane adaptor activity
Source: RefSeq, a predicted model, not a curated record